GUGGAUUUUCUUCCUGUUGUGGCGGUGUGUGUGUUUCUGAACAGCAAAAUUAGUUGGAAAAUUUGGUGAAAACUUAUUGCCACAAAUCGGUCUUGCGUGAAAUACUGCAUCACAUCUCGAAGCGAUCGAAAAAGCUCAUUUGUCUAACCGGAUAUUUCAGCGUUAGUAAAUCUUUGUUAUCUUUUGACUCUUCGAAAGGAAAGAUCCUAGACUAAUCGAUUUUCUUAACCGUGUUUGCCGUGUGCUGCGAAAUCGAGUGUUGCGUAGUUUUCUUGCUUAAUCGAGUGCUUUGUAUAGUAGAAGAGUUAUAAUUUGGACCGGUUUCUCCGGAUUCGACGGAAGAUAGCCUUUCGGGCUCUGCCGAGAGCGUCUGGUACGAUGUUGCCCUUUAGUCCUCCGAUCGUAAAACGCCUACUCGGCUGGAAGAAAGCAUCGGCCGAUGAUUCCGUGGAAGGCAAAUGGUGCGAGAAAGCAGUGAAAAGUUUGGUGAAAAAGCUUAAAAAGUCCGUCGCCUUGGAGGAACUAGAACGGGCCAUUACGACUCAAAACUGCAAUACAAAAUGUGUUACGAUUCCAAGAGCUCGUCCAGCCAGUGGUGAGAAUGGAGUUGCGUUGAGGAAAGGUCUUCCGCACGUUAUCUAUUGCAGACUUUGGCGUUGGCCCGAUCUACAGAGUCAAGCCGAAUUGAAAGCAUUGGAUAUUUGCGAAUACGCAUACCAUCUCAAAAAAGACGAAGUCUGCAUCAACCCUUACCACUACACUAGAAUCGACUCCCAGCAGCCGUUGACGAUUCUUGUACCAAAAAGCCUAUCCACAUCUCAGUCAGGUGAAGGUUCCGUUACCUACACUUUGGACGACUUAAGCAACACUGUACCAGUUAAUAUUCAGUACAAUAACGCAUUAAACGAAAACUAUGUAACCAGCCCACAACCAGUGCAACAGCAAACACAACAAGCUGCCCCGUCAUACAUGGAGGUCACACUGAGUCAGCAGAUCCCGACGAACACCACGAUUAUGGACUCGGUGAAUGUCGGUGUGAGCACAAUCCCAAACACCGAGACGCCCCCGCCCGGAUAUAUGUCGGAAGACGGAGAUCCUCUCGAUCAGAAUGAUAAUAUGACGGAUAUGUCCCGUCUGUCGCCUGCAAUGGAUGCACAACCGGUGAUGUAUCAUGAGCCUGCGUUCUGGUGUUCGAUCAGCUAUUAUGAGUUGAAUCUACGCGUUGGUGAAACCUUCCACGCUUCGCAACCGUCGAUUACUGUCGACGGCUUUACGGACCCUUCAAACUCGGAGAGGUUUUGUUUGGGUCUUCUAUCAAACGUGAAUCGGAAUGAGGUAGUUGAACAAACACGCCGCCAUAUUGGCAAAGGUGUCCGGUUAUACUAUAUUGGUGGCGAAGUUUUUGCCGAAUGUCUCAGUGACUCCAGCAUUUUUGUACAAAGCCCUAACUGUAAUCAACGGUAUGGGUGGCAUCCGGCUACCGUGUGUAAAAUACCACCUGGAUGUAAUUUGAAAAUAUUCAACAAUCAGGAAUUUGCAGCUUUACUAUCGCAGUCCGUCUCACAGGGAUUCGAAGCGGUUUACCAACUAACUAGAAUGUGUACAAUUAGAAUGUCCUUCGUUAAAGGAUGGGGCGCAGAGUAUAGACGACAAACCGUUACCUCAACACCGUGCUGGAUUGAAUUGCAUUUAAACGGCCCACUGCAGUGGUUAGACAGGGUUCUCACCCAGAUGGGCUCACCGCGAUUGCCAUGUAGUUCUAUGUCAUAAAAUGUCAGAGAAACCUAAAAUAAUACUAAAGAAGCAGUGCGCAAAUAGAAGACUCAUGUUUGCGUUCGCUUAUAUCGACGUAGAGAUGUAAAACAGAAAAACAAAGUAAAAUAUCAGACAUAUUUUGAAUCCGUACUACAUAUUAUGGUAUGCUGGAAAACAAAUCCCUAGAGGAUUACUGUAAUUAAUACGAUCGAUACCAGUUUUGACUAGUUUACUUUUAAGGUUUUUGCAUGAUUAUCAAUUAUUUUAAUGCUCGUUGAAAUAAUUCACGUUUCCUAAUUAGCGACGUUAUACCUAAUAUCUGGCCGGAAGCAUUAUUACCUUACAGCGAUUUUCGCAGAAAAAGUGCGUAGCAAGUGAUUAAAUAUUACAAAAUCUUUUUUUUUGUUAGCGGUUCCCUUGUUUUACUAUGAUUGUUUCCGUAAAUGUAAGUGUAUACAUUAUAUAGCGUUUGUGUUCUUUUCUAAUACAAAUGAGAGCAACCUUUGAUCCGUACUGCUUGAAGCAUUAUUAAUAAAAAUCAAAACGAUUGUUUGCAUUGAUGCAUACACGAAACCUUCGCUUUGUUGUAAACAUAUUUUAUAAGAAACUGUUAAAAAUCAAUGAAAAGGUGAAAUUCAAAAUUUCUUUUUACAACUCAGCUAAGCUCAGUCGGUGUAAAACGGUAGAAUAAAUGAGAAAAGAAAUACUGAUAAAAUUGGUAGAUGAUUGGUCAUUUUAAAAUUUAUGAAGGGACAAUUAAAGAGCAGCAUACUAUUUUCUGAAAAGAUUUAAUGACCGUUUUGAAGUGAUACGAUUAUAGAAUUACGAGAGGUAAAAGUGAAAACGCGAUAAGCGGCACAUAUAUGAUGUUUGUGUUUUUAUCCAUUAUCUGUUUGUUUUCCUUUUCGUAUGAAAAGUCAAAUAACUGCAAAACCAGCAAGACAAAAAUAGUGAUUAGUUGCUUGAAAU
Messenger RNA from Sabethes cyaneus, 2724 nucleotides. It is a transcript of the gene Smox, whose product is annotated as mothers against decapentaplegic homolog 3. The record is from RefSeq and is a predicted model, not a curated record. Gene Ontology annotation, molecular function: DNA-binding transcription factor activity, RNA polymerase II-specific; I-SMAD binding; RNA polymerase II cis-regulatory region sequence-specific DNA binding. Gene Ontology annotation, biological process: BMP signaling pathway; SMAD protein signal transduction; regulation of transcription by RNA polymerase II. Lineage: Eukaryota; Metazoa; Arthropoda; Insecta; Diptera; Culicidae. Gene Ontology annotation, cellular component: heteromeric SMAD protein complex. The transcript has 8 exons. The coding region runs from base 379 to 1770 and encodes 463 amino acids.